Molecule: messenger RNA, 5898 nt
Organism: Trichobilharzia szidati
Lineage: Eukaryota; Metazoa; Platyhelminthes; Trematoda; Strigeidida; Schistosomatidae
Source: the annotation of a GenBank genome assembly
CGCUACUGGUUGUUCACAAACACACACACCACGCAAGCACGUACGCACGUACACAUACACUUGGAGAGUAUAUGCACAAAGACAACUGUGUGUUGACAAUUUAUGCGUGUAUAGUCAGGAUUCUAACUAAUAUUCCCCGUAGAGUUGGCCAGUAAAGAGGAUAUUCAGUUAAGAGUACCUGUAACCAGUUCACAACUAACGUGUACAAGACAAGAGAAUAGAGGAAACACACACACACACUCACAGACGCACACGCCCACACAUACACACUCCGGGAUUUUGUUUCAAUUAACAAAGAGGAAUAGAUUUCGUUUUUCGGCUUUUCCUUGAAAAGAAAUCUUUUACUGCUACAAUAAUAAUAACAACAGUUACAAGCGUAAAUUGUCUCUGGAGAAGAAACAGAAGAAGAAGAAGGUGACAGUGGCGACCAAGACGAAAACGACGACAAAUAAGCAGAGAAACGAAUUGGUUCAACAGACAUGUCAAGUUGGCAACGUCUAUCAGGAUAUUUAAACUCAAAGCCUACUGGACCCCCGCUUGUGAAUAAUGCAUCGGAUAUUGCAGCAUAUUUUGAAUCCGCGUUUAAAAGACUAAAAGGUAGUCAACGUCAAUGGUAUGUUUUUGAAGAGUCGACUUUAAAACUGUUGGCUUAUCGAAAUGAAUUAGAAGCGGCUAUACCAGAUAAAGAACCUUUAAAAGUGAUCAAUAUACAUGGAGCUGUAUUUCAUAUUGAUCCUGCUGAACAUAAUCAGUUUAGUAUUAUGUCAGAUGGAAAGGAGCAUAUUCUUCAGGCUGAAACAGAAGAAGCUAUGCUACUUUGGCUUCAUGUUCUACAGACAAGAAGAAAUGAAGCUGUUCAGACAAGCACACCGAGUACACCGGUUACAAAUGAUGACAGUUUAUCAGAUUAUAAAAUAUUUCGACAAAGUUCAAUGAUUAAAAUGCAAACACCGAUACCAACAAGAAUGUCCACCUCCUCGCCAUUCGAUACAAAUGAUCUAAACAUGAGUGGAUCUUUGCGAUCAAGUAGUAGAUCAUCAAUGUUAACAAGACAAGAUUCCACUGAUAUUUCCAAUGAGAUGGUAACACCUGACUAUGCAUCCCUAUCAUUUCAUUCAUCCUGGGUGUCAAACAAUGAAAGUGUAACCAGACCAUCACAAUUAAAUCAUAUUAAUAACGAUAAUAAUAACAAUAAUAAUAAUAGUAUGAAUAUGAAUAUGAAUAACAAUAUUAGUAGAUCACAGGCUCGUUUUUCAUUGUCCAGAUCACGUUCAUAUGAUGCAGAAUUAUUGAAAAGACACUCCACGACUAAUGCUCCUAUUACGACUAUCAAUAAUAACAUUAAUAAUAAUAACACUAAUAGUAGUAAUAAUAGUAAUAAUAAUGAUAGUAAUUCAAUUGAUAAGUCAGCAAUUACAUCAUUGCGUCAAUCCAAAUCCAAUUCUCAUUUACACAGUCGAAUGGAUCAAUCACCUAAAAGUAACUUUCGUCGGGGUAUUUUGACUGCACCAAUUGAAGAAGAGGAUAGUGAAGACGCCAUCAAUGAUGAUAAGUCAAACGAAAAGAAAUUAUCAGUGAAAAAAACUAGUGAAAAGAAUGAUAAUAAAAAUAAUACUAAUUUAAUAUACGUAAAUGGCAAAGAGGAGAAUAACAUUUUGGAGAAUAAAUCGGCAAUAAACCAAUCCACAAAUAAAACUAUGCCUAAACGAGAACUAGUCACCGAAAGCAAAGUAUUUUCAGUCGAAGAAAUUUACCAGCAAGAUGGACAAAUGACAAAUGCCACUUUUACGGGAUCUGAGAAAAAUGACAAAAUAAUCAAACGGAAGAUUUCAAAUACGACGCCAAACAGUGAUCUUGGAGAAUCAACCAUUUCGAAGAGAGGAGAGAAACCUAGACGAAGUUUGAAGAAAACAACCUCACUUUCUGAUUCUGAUGUUCAAGAAUUGGAACAAAAUGCCCGGUUUUCAAGACAAAAUUCCUUACCUGAAAGUUAUUGUACAAAUUCAGUGUUAGCCAAAUAUCAGAGUUCGAUAAUUCUUCAAAGUCCUUUAAACUAUAAUGAUAAUGAUAUGGAUUAUGAGAGUACAUGCACUCAAAAUGGUUAUGUAAGGGAAUUAAAAGCUCAACUGCAAGCUGCAUUGGAUCGUGAAGCGUGUCUACGUCAAAUGUUGGCUAGUCGAGAGGCAGGUAUGCGAGAAAUUGAUCAAAAAGUAGAAAGUCUAGAAAACACUGAAGUCAAAGGCAAUCUAUUCACACUACCAAAAAAUAUUUCAGCAACUAAAUUACGCGAUAUGAUCGAAGAUUAUGAUCAGAAGCAGAGAAUAUUGAAUAGAAAAAAUCAAUUUCUGAUUGCUGAAAUACGCGAAUUGGCUACAAUUAAACACAUGUUCACUGAUCAUGCUAAUAAAAUGACAAAAUAUAUUCAACGAUUAAAUAUGGAAGGCUGUAAAUGGAGACGGGAAUAUGUGAAAUUAUUACAAGCUUGCCUUGGCGCGACACAAACGGAUCCACACCAUAGAUUGAUGUUCAGCGAUUAUGGUAAAGAUAGAUACAAGGCUUUAAUCGGUGAACUUUUGGAUGAAGCAAGACGUAAAGAUCCAAGUUUACCAUCGAUGAUUAAACCAAAGAAUGCAGAUUACCAUGUCGACUACUAUGGUUUUAAGCAUAGCUACUUAAAUGAGACGAGUAUCAUUCAUUAUGGUUGUCAACAAUUGUAUGAUUUCUAUACACGUCAGCUAUCUGGAGCUGAUGAGAAUGUUAUGCGUUGGACUGAAUUAUUAGCACAAGCAAACAGAGAGCUUACAAGAGCUGAUCUAGAAGGCCUCUGUCGUGCGGGUGUACCAAUUCAAUAUCGUGAAGGUGUAUGGCGUAUGCUGAUUCAUGGGGAAUUACAUCAGUUAAUGCAAAUCAAAGGUCCAUUGUAUUACAAUGGACUAUUAGAAGAGUUUAGUGAGAAUACGCUUGCAGCCCAACACAGACGUCAAAUUUCAUUGGAUUUAUUGAGGACAAUGCCAAAUAAUGUACAAUUCGAUAAUAUUGAUGCACCAGGCGUUCAAAAGUUACAAGAAGUUUUGCAGGCUUACAGUAUACAUAAUUCUAAGAUUGGAUAUUGUCAAGGCAUGAAUUUUCUUGCUGCAGUUGCACUUUUAUUCUUAAAAAAAGAGGAUGCUUUCUGGUGUCUUAUUGCUAUUUUGGAAAGAUUUCUGCCAGAAAAUUAUUUCAAUUCAGGUUUAAUUGAUGCUCAAGUUGAUCAACUUGUACUUAAAGAGAUUGUGAAUGAAAAAUUACCUCGACUUUCAAAUCAUCUAAAGCGUAUGGGGAUUGAUAUUUCUGCGGUUACAUUAAAUUGGUUUUUAGCUGUAUUCUAUGAUUCUGUUCCAUUCGAAACAUUAAUACGAAUAUGGGAUGUAUUUCUUCUAGAAGGUUCAGAGUCAUUAUUUCGUUUCGCUGUUGCUGUACUUAAACGUAAUCAAGAUAUGCUUUUAGAACAAACUGAUACUAUCAGUUUUUGGAAGUGUCUUAAAGCAGCAACACGUUUAACUUAUGAUGUUGAUGGUUUAAUUAAAACAGCUUUCGAAGAACUUCGACCAUUUCCUAAACCACAGUUGAUUGCAGCUCGUCGAGCAUAUCAUUAUGAUAUACUAAGCAAGAAAAUGUUUGAAAAGAAAGGCUAUUGGCAAAAUGUUAUGAAGGAAUCGGCUGAUGAAUACGCUACUGAUAAUGGACAUCGAAUUAUUCAACGUAAACGAUCGAACAAAGAAAGUCGCGCCGUUAUUCAAGCUAUCACAUUUUAUGAUGAUGAACACUUGUGGAUAUGUCAUGGCGAUAAAUCAUACAGUCAGAUAUCAGAAGUUGUUGUACCAACAAACUGUAUGCAGAGUAUCGGUUAUGAAUUAGACUCUCGUGUUAGCUGUAUUUGGGCAUUCAGUAAUGAAAUUAUUCUACUCGGAAUGAUGUCAAAACAAUUAUGCGCUUAUUCAGUUAGUCAAAAUGCAAAACUUUGGCAAAUUCCUAUCCAUGACAGUGUCAUGGAUUUAACUUCUGCUUACUUUCCGCAUGAUCACACGAAUAAAGUAUACGCUGGCUUAACAAAUGGUGAACUGGUUGUUAUAGAGAAUGUUGGAUAUGAAGAACCAUUAGAUUCUCUCUACUACAUUACCAUCAGUUUUAUACCAAUUUCUUCUGUACUAUUAGCAAGACAUCAAUUAUGGUGUGCCAGUGGCAAUUCUAUAUUUAUAUUUCAUGCCAAAACAAUGGAUUUUUACAAACAAAUCAGUAUAUCGAAUAAUCCAUUGGAUGUAAUAUUAAAAUUAUGCUUAGAUGAGCAUGGUAUAUGGAUUGCAGUUCGUGGAAGUUCAGUAAUUGAAUUAUGGGAUCCAAACAGACUGACACGUAUUCUUUUAUUUAAUAUUGCCAAUGAAACUUACCUUAGUCGAAGACCUGAAGAAGAGUACGCAUUUAACCAUCAACGUGUCACUGUUAUUCUCUCCUAUGAAGAAACAGUAUGGAUUGGUACUGGUAUGGGCGAAGUGUUGGUUUACCAAGUGAAAACAUAUGAAAAAUUAGAAGAUCAGAAAAGUCCUGCAGAGGUUAAGCUGUCUAAGAGUAAGCGUUCAAUGUCAUUUAGUAAUGAAAUGGAAGUCAAUUCUGACAGAAUGGGUAAAUCAUUAGCAGAGAAUAAACGUUGUCCAUCGAAUCCAGAUAUAAGUCCAUCAAGUGAAUCGAAUGCACCAGAACCGCUAUUUUAUCCAUUACGUCAAGACUCGUUAAUACUUGAUGAAGUGGUCAAUUUAAGUUAUGUAUAUAAAAUGAAUAAAAUUGUACGCAGUAAAGUAUCAGAAACACCUGUACGAUUUCUGGUUAUGAAAAAAAUUACAGAUAGUAAUACACUCAUAAUUUCUUGUUCAACCUAUUUCAAUGAUGAUGAUGCUGUGCUCAAAUGGCAACGUGAUAAAAAUGAUUCAUCUGUUUGGACAAAUGAACCAAUCUAUGUAUUCGAUCGUGAGAGUCGUUCCCUUCGACUGCCAGCUUACAUGCGUAACAGUCUUUGCCUACAAAUGCAUGGAAAGAAGUCAAUUGUUAUGAAUAGACCGCCUGUAGUCAGUACAUAAACUUCAACCCACGUAUUUUCGAGUUGUUGUUGUGUUGUUGUUGAUGUUGUUUUUUUUAAAUUUUUUAUAUUUUUUGUAAUUUUCCACUAAGUGAGUGAGUGAAUGGAUGAUGCUUGUUCAAAUACUUUUUAAACAGCUUAUUUUUUAUCUUUGUUUAUUUAUUUAUUGCCUAACAAAAACAAACUUUUUUUAAUUAUUCACCUAAUGAAAAUGUAACAAACAACACAAUUCAGAUUCAAAAUUUAUGUUCAUUGUUAAAUUUUCUCCGCCUCCAAAAAAAUACGCACACACACACACACACACUUACACACACGCACACAUGCAUUCAUACAUACAUACACGAGUUUACUUACCUGAGCUUAACUCCAUCAAAUGAGACUCCAAGUUAACUCUUUUUGAUUUCUCGAAUAAAUCUGUAUAUACCCAUGCUCAUAAAGAUAUAUCUUAUAUAAAUCCAUAUUUAUUGUCCAAAAUCAGUCCGUAUUUACAUACAAAUAUGCAGUCCGUGAUCAAUAAACACUGGUGCAUAUAUAUAUCUACAUAUAGACCCCUGCACAUGCAUCAUACAUUGUGAACAAGAUUCCCGGUUGCACAAUCGUCAGUUGUUCUUGUUUUUUUUCUAUUGUUGUGUUGUCUUUCUCUGCUCAUCACUUUCUAUCCAAUCUGUUGUUUUUGUUUUUGUUUUUUUACCAUGAAUAAUGUGCUGUGAAUGUUCUCCUUUUCUAAAUACCACGACUUAUAAUAAUAAUGAUAAGAUAUGAUGUGGGGAAUAAAAUUACCUAAUGCA